Anisakis simplex (herring worm) is the source of this 558-nucleotide messenger RNA. The record is from the annotation of a GenBank genome assembly. NCBI's taxonomy places the organism in Eukaryota, Metazoa, Nematoda, Chromadorea, Rhabditida, Anisakidae.
GAAAUGCAAAGAAGAUUGGCCGAGCAAACGGAACAGAUCGAUGAAUUGACUGAUAAAGUGGGCGCGACAAUGAGUCAACUUCAAACGCUGAUGCAAGACAUUGAAAUGAUGGACGAGCACUACGCAAGAGCGUACGCGCGAUGUCAGCAUCUGACUGAUAAACUGAAACAACGCACUGAAGAGAUUGCAGCCCUGAAAUUGGAAAUGUCCGAGCUGAAAGCCCAAUUAGCGUAUCAGAAGCGUGCCGUUGCAAUUUUACAAGAUGCCGGCGAUUCAUCGGAAUCACAAGCUGUUCAGUUGAUCGAACAGUGUACGGAAAUGUCGACUGAUUUGGAGCGUAUACAUACUAAGGUGGAUUCACUGAAUGGUAUUUGUGCGACGAACAGCGCUCAAUUGGACGAGCUCAGAGAUGAACACGAGGCACGAACGGAAGCGGCCGUGAAGCGAGCCACAUCGAUGAAUCAGCUGAUGCAACAGCAAACGGCUGCGAUCGACUCGAAUUGUGGUACGAUUCAUCGAACUUAUGUCUUCUUUUAUUUGUAUUUUUGUUGUUUUUGA